AUGCAUACUCGGAGCGCUGCAAUGGCGCACUUCCAGUUCGUCACUGUGCAGGGGACACCUGAUAAGAGCAGUGAUAAGGCUGCUAAGCGUCUCGCUCGAUCACACGCAGUGAAGCAGGCCUUACAGAAAAAGCGACAACGGCAACAGGAAUCGAUGCAACAUUUUUCCGUGAGAACAUUAGAAGAUGAACAGGAACAAAGGAGAAUGUUUUGCAAGUGGCAAGUCAAUAGGCAAAUAUCGCCCUCACCUACUACGCUAUCUGCAAGUCUGCUUGAUCCCUUCCAAAGUCUUCCCGUCAACUCCAAACGGCUACAGAUCUUACUGAACGAUUUCAAUGCACGCCAAGCUCCGGAGCCUGUAUUCAGCGUCGAAGAUGACUUUCAGAACUUCAAAUCGGUGUUCCGAUCUGGGCUCAUUGAUCCUGCUCUAUUGAAUGCGGUGAUGUUGUCAUUGGCUUUCACCGCAAAUGGCGGUGUCAUCAACAAAGAAUGUCUUGUAUACCGUGGCCAAGCGAUUCAGCAUAUCCGUGAAAGAAUAAGUACGCCUGAGAAAGUAGUGUCGGAGUCAACCAUUGGUGCCAUCCUGUUACUAGUUGGUGUUGAGGCACGUCUUGGCACAACUUCGCAAGUUCAGCUUCACAUGGGUGCAAUACAGUACCUUCUCAAUGCCUGUGAACCAGUCAUUAUGAAUCUCACAGAAGGCAUCAAGCGGGCCAUAUUUUGGCAGGACUUGAACUCGUCAAUCAUGCUCCAGAUUUCUUUGAGCUACCGUCAGGCUUCCAAGUACGCUCUCACUUAUUCAGCCAAGAAUUUCUGGAUAUAG
Molecule: messenger RNA, 822 nt
Organism: Fusarium subglutinans
Lineage: Eukaryota; Fungi; Ascomycota; Sordariomycetes; Hypocreales; Nectriaceae
Exons: 6
Coding region: 1-822 (273 amino acids)
Source: RefSeq, a predicted model, not a curated record